Belonocnema kinseyi is the source of this 2075-nucleotide messenger RNA. Its product is annotated as E3 ubiquitin-protein ligase RNF216-like. Lineage: Eukaryota; Metazoa; Arthropoda; Insecta; Hymenoptera; Cynipidae. The record is from RefSeq and is a predicted model, not a curated record. Bases 660 to 1604 code for a protein of 314 amino acids. The transcript is spliced from 6 exons.
AAACAUAAACGGGAGAAACAAAACAAACUGAAAAAAGGGAAAAGUGAAAGUGGGCCAUUUUCAUUCGAAUUUCAACGAUUCAGGGAUAUCAUUAAUUUGAGUAUUAAAACCCUGAAACAUUCGAAGUGUUUUUAUUAUUUUUCUAAGCGUGCUAUUUCUUCAAUUCUAGUAAAAUUCGAAUCUUGUUUCCUUUUCUCGAAUAUCUCGGAACAUAAACAAUGGAGUGUCGUGGAAGGGGAAAACUCGUGGUCAUGCUGCGUCGCUGACCGUUGACGAAACUCUCUCUACACGUGUUAUACUCUUUUAUCGAGGACAAUUUGGAGGAGAAAAAUUAUCCGACGAGGGAGCAGUAUGUCGCGAGAAAAAAAUUAGCUGAAAAGUAUCGUAAAUAUUUUACGGAUUUUGACGUCAAGAAGUUUUUAAUAGAAUUUCCGGAUCCGUUUACAAUUUUUGAAGGAGAACAAAGAAAGUGUGUAGAAGACAAAACAGUCUUCGAAUUGUUAUGUGAUACGUUUGCAAAUCUUGAGGUAAGCGUUAUCUCCAACGAUUAUAGAAACUCAAAUUUCAAUCCGAGCUUAAGUUUUAACAAACUAUUAGAGAGGAAAGGCGUUUCUAAAAGAGCGUUUUCAAGUGAACAGUUUAAAAAACUGGACACAUACAUGCCGGAAUUUGCUUUCCUUUUUAACAGGGAAAACGUUAAACAAUAUCUCGAAAAAAUGCAAAAAGAGGAAAAGGAGGCUCUUCAAAAAUGCAAGGUCUUACGCUGCGAAACCUGCUUUAAUGAUUGUAUCCCAGAAAAAUGCUCUACCUGUGGGAGUGGACACAUUUUUUGUAACGAUUGCAUAUUAUACGGAACAGAAUGCAGCAUUGCUGAUGCGAAAUACUCCAUCAAAUGCUUCAAAGAUUGUGUUUCUUUUUUUAAUUUGAAUACCCUUGAAAAAAUUUUAACCCCGGAUCUUUAUAGCACCUUAGUAAGAAAGCAACAGGAGGAAGAAUUGGCAAAUGCCAAUAUUGGGAAUUUGGAAAGUUGUCCCUUCUGUGAUUACAAAUUAGUGGUGAACGAAGGAGACAAGAUUUUUACUUGCAUGCAUGAAGAUUGCAAGAAAGAAUCAUGCAGACGAUGCAAAAAAGCAAAUCAUCUUCCCUACGAAUGUGCGGAUGUUUUCGAAGCAAAAAAUGCGAGAUUAUAUCUCGAAGAAAAAAUGACAAAAGCACUUGUGAGAACUUGCUACAGUUGCAAGAAAGAGUUUGUCAAAGAAACAGGGUGCAAUCGUAUGAGCUGUUUUUGCGGAGCAGUCAUGUGUUAUCUUUGUGAUAAAGCAGUGCCAGCAAACGAUUACACGCAUUUUAAUGGACAAGGUUCAAGCCGCUUCGAUCUGUGUCCCUUGUACGUCGAUGAUGCUCGCCAGGAAGCCGAGGCAGUGAUAGAAGUGGCGAAAAUAACAAAACGGGAAUUGGAAAAGAAAAUUCCGGAUCUGAAUUUGGAUCUUAACCAAUUGCUGCCAAUUUUACCGCCAAAGACGUCUGGACCCCACGAACAAGUCCCGAAUUCUAAUCAAAUUCCGGAACACGCAAGAAGAGUGGCAAAAGCCAUUCCACCCUAAAUAAACAGUGUAUUAAUUUUAAUAUUCGAUUAAUUAUUAUUAAAUAUAAUUAAUAAUUAAUAAUCUUUCUUUAUUAUUAAACUUUUGCUUAAAUUUUAAGCACAGAAUGGUAUUAUUAGUUUCUAAUAUGAUGUUUCGUUUAAAAAAUAUAUCUAAUUUUAUAAUAACUAGAUAUUGUGAGACAGAUUUAAGAUUAUUUUGUUCUACGUCAAUGUGAUUGAGACGUAGUGUGAAGGUUCAAAUUUAAACUUUCUAUAUUUCGUUCCUAGUUCCGUAAAAGUAGACUUUAAAUCGUUUUUGUGUCCUUCGAAUCAUUUAUGUUUAAUCUGCAUCAUUCGCCGUAAUUCAGAUAAAUUAUAUUUACGUUGAAAGAGGGACUUUUCCGGGUAGUUAUAAGACUUUAGGAUACUCGAAACUUGAUAAUAUUGUUACUUUUCUACUGCUGUGAAUAGUUUGAAUAAAAGUCUUUUC